Sclerotinia sclerotiorum 1980 UF-70 is the source of this 576-nucleotide messenger RNA. RefSeq lists its product with no specific name. The transcript has 2 exons. The record is from RefSeq and is a predicted model, not a curated record. Lineage: Eukaryota; Fungi; Ascomycota; Leotiomycetes; Helotiales; Sclerotiniaceae. The coding region runs from base 1 to 576 and encodes 191 amino acids.
AUGACAUCUAAACGUAAACAAAUGCCUGAUCAUAAGGACCAAAUGGCAGCAGAAAUAGCGGCUAACAAUAAAACCUUCCACCAAAACUCACUCGAGACAUCUCUAUCGAAUAUGUCCACAAGCAUCAAACCGCCAAAUAUUUGGACAAAGGAGGAUGAUUUAAGCGCGAUAAAACUAGCGGGUAGUCAUACCUUUGGGCCCUCUGACCCAAACGCACGAUUUUGGGAAGUGCUUGCGAUCUCACGUCGAAACCGUUCUAUUAGGAAACCAAGAAGGGCAAUUGAAGGAAACAAAUAUGCAAACACACAAAGUGUUGAGCUACAGGAAAUUCUUGCUGGAAAUGAAGGAAACAAUGCCAAAUUCGGUGAUAGUCUACUCAUGGCGUGCAAAUCUGGCAAAACCAGAAUUCGAAGCGAGGAAACGGAUGUGCCGGAAUUUGAAUCUCCAAAGGCCUCUUUUCGCCAUAAAAUGGCUACGAUUGUCGGGAUAUUUGAGUUGUUCGCGGCUAGGUGUACAAAGCUUCGUGAAACUCUUAGUGCAAGGAAUCUAAGCAAGAGAUCUUCUCAAGUUGCAUAG